Messenger RNA from Castor canadensis (American beaver), 875 nucleotides. RefSeq names its product dynein light chain LC8-type 1 (gene Dynll1). Gene Ontology annotation, cellular component: cytoplasmic dynein complex. Gene Ontology annotation, molecular function: dynein intermediate chain binding. NCBI's taxonomy places the organism in Eukaryota, Metazoa, Chordata, Mammalia, Rodentia, Castoridae. The record is from RefSeq and is a predicted model, not a curated record. Gene Ontology annotation, biological process: motile cilium assembly; intraciliary retrograde transport.
GCUUGCGGCCUGUGUGGUUUGGGUGAGUGCCUUGGGCUCCCUGAGUCUGGGGUCUCCCUCUGUAGCGCCGCCUUCCACACAGGCCUUUGUGAGCUCUCGCCGAGGUGACGCGGGUAGCUCGGGGGUCGGCGCGCGGCUGUCACUCUGCGUGCCGGGCGCGGGAGGGAAGGAGGCAGACCCGGCCGCAGGCCCACCCUGCAGCGGCCCGAACGAGUCCCCGGCGCUGGGCAGUCGCGGCCCUCAGCCUCAGGGUCUGAGCCCCGCCAGCACCUCCCCCCGGAGACCGUUGCAGUCGGCCAGCUCCUGCUCCACGGUAACCAUGUGCGACCGAAAGGCGGUGAUCAAAAACGCGGACAUGUCGGAAGAGAUGCAACAGGACUCGGUGGAGUGCGCUACGCAGGCGUUGGAGAAGUAUAACAUAGAAAAGGACAUUGCGGCCCACAUCAAGAAGGAGUUUGACAAGAAGUACAACCCCACCUGGCACUGCAUCGUGGGGAGGAACUUCGGUAGUUAUGUGACACAUGAAACCAAACACUUCAUCUACUUCUACCUGGGUCAAGUGGCCAUUCUUCUGUUCAAAUCUGGUUAAUAGCAUGGACUGUGCCACAAACCCAGUGAUCCAUCCAAAAACAAGGACUGCAGCAUAAAUUCCAAAUACCAGAGACUGAAAUCUUCAGCCUUGCUAAGGGAACACCUCGAUCUUUGAACCUUUAUUGUGUUUUGUACAGGGCAUUUCUCUGUACUAGUUUGUUGUGGUUAUAAAACAAUUAGUAAAACAGCUUAUGUUUGUAUUUAUUUUCUAUUCCAUACUUCUGUGCCCCAUGUUUUUUUUUCCCUUAAUCCAUUCCUUUAAAAAAUAAAUCUGUUUGAGAUGU